UAUUACACCAGUCCUUCCUCUCAGUACUUCUCACUUCUUAAGCCAUUGCCUUUACACUCGAAAGCUCUCCUUUCCUUCCUCCCAAUAGGGCCAUCACUGCCCAUCUCUACGAGAUGGCCACAAAACCAGCUGAAGAGGCUUUAGACCAGCUGAAAUACCAGACAUGGGUCUUGAAAGUCUCAAUCCACUGUGAAGGAUGCAAAAAGAAAGUUAAGAAAGUUCUUCAAAGCAUUGAUGGUGUUUAUAAAACAGAAGUUGAUUCUCACCAGCAUAAGGUUACAGUAACUGGCAACGUGGACGCGCAGAUUCUUAUAAAGAAGCUGAUGAGAUCAGGGAAAUUCGCCGAGCUUUGGCCUAAAAACUCCGAGAAUAAGGAGAAAAAGUCUGGAAAAUCCCAGAACAAUGACAAGCAGAAGAGUCCUAAAGAUGUCCAAGAAGUUGGUGGUGGUGAUGAUCAUCAGAAGAAUACUCCAUCAGAAAAGCCUGAGACGGACGCUAAAAUUAGUGGUGGAAAUGGUGGUGAUGAUCAAAACUCAGGGGCGGAAAGUGAUGAUGCCGGCUUAGAAAGUGCUGCUCCUGUUGCUGCGGCUGCUAGUGGUGGUGGCAGUGGUAAAAAGAAGAAGAAAAAGAAAAAGCCAAGUGGCAAUUCUAACAAUGGUGCCAGUGGCGAAAAUUCUGGUGGUGUACCGGCUGAUACCGGGUCUUCUUCCAUGGCUGAUCUUGACUCAGCUCCAUCUAUGCCCUUGAUGAGUCAUAGCCCUCCACAUCAGCAUGUAUACCCGUAUCCACCAAUGUAUCAUCAACCUAUUCCAGUUUAUGGAAUAAACUACAACACAGCAUAUUGUAGUGCUAGGGAGUCCUGUUAUGCACAUCCCAUGCAUGCUCAGAUUCACUAUCACCAGCAGAGGUACCAGCCACCAGCCCCGCCAUCCGAUCUCAUCAAGGAGUUUGGUGAUGAUGAUAACGAGACCGGAUGCUCAGUCAUGUGAAUAUUUGUAAUGGGUGAUGUAAUGUGGGGUACGUAUACAAAGGAAGUUAAAAUUUAAACUAGGGAGGAGCUAAUAUAGUGUAGUGUCUUGUGCGGGAGGUGGAUGGAUUAAUUUUGCAAUAUGUAACAUAAAUGUGAAGAUAGUGGACCAAUAAAAAGGGCAGCUAUGGGGUCUCAAGCUGUUUAAUGUUUUGUGCUGCUUCUGUACUUUUAUAUAAAGCUCAAGCUGUUUAAUGUUUUGUCUUUA
Messenger RNA from Populus trichocarpa (black cottonwood), 1235 nucleotides. RefSeq names its product heavy metal-associated isoprenylated plant protein 36. The record is from RefSeq and is a predicted model, not a curated record. The transcript is spliced from 3 exons. Bases 114 to 989 code for a protein of 291 amino acids. NCBI's taxonomy places the organism in Eukaryota, Viridiplantae, Streptophyta, Magnoliopsida, Malpighiales, Salicaceae. Gene Ontology annotation, molecular function: metal ion binding.